Messenger RNA from Oryza brachyantha (malo sina), 1802 nucleotides. Its product is annotated as NADP-dependent glyceraldehyde-3-phosphate dehydrogenase. Gene Ontology annotation, molecular function: lactaldehyde dehydrogenase (NAD+) activity. The transcript has 9 exons. NCBI's taxonomy places the organism in Eukaryota, Viridiplantae, Streptophyta, Magnoliopsida, Poales, Poaceae. Bases 150 to 1646 code for a protein of 498 amino acids. The record is from RefSeq and is a predicted model, not a curated record.
CCCCCAUCACCCCCUCACCCACCCAUCGCCGCCACUGGCCUAGCGGCUGGGAGCUGCAGGCAGCUGCCCCGUGGUCGCGCGCCGUUGCUGUCCCGGACGACGGCCACGCAUUUUUUCUUUCCCGCGCUUCAAGCCGGAGGGAGGGAGGUAUGGCGGUGGCGGGUACGGGGGUGUUCGCGGAGAUCCUCGAGGGCGAGGUCUACAGGUACUACGCCGACGGGGAGUGGCGCGCCUCGGCCUCCGGGAAGUCCGUCGCCAUCGUCAACCCGACCACGCGCCAGACGCAGUACAGGGUGCAAGCAUGCACCCAGGAGGAGGUGAACAAGGUGAUGGAGGUGGCGAAGGUUGCGCAGAAGGCGUGGGCGCGCACCCCGCUGUGGAAGCGCGCGGAGCUCCUGCACAAGGCGGCCGCCAUCCUGAAGGAGCACAAGGCCCCGAUUGCAGAGUGCCUCGUCAAGGAGAUCGCCAAGCCGGCUAAGGAUGCAGUUUCUGAGGUGGUGAGGUCCGGGGAUUUGGUGUCAUACACAGCUGAGGAGGGUGUUCGGAUACUGGGAGAAGGCAAGCUGCUGGUGUCUGAUAGCUUCCCCGGCAACGAACGGAACAAGUACUGUUUGAGCUCCAAGGUUCCUCUUGGAGUAGUGUUGGCAAUCCCACCAUUUAAUUAUCCUGUCAACUUAGCAGUCUCCAAGAUUGGCCCAGCACUAAUUGCUGGCAAUGCUCUUGUUCUCAAGCCUCCAACUCAGGGAGCAGUCGCUGCACUACAUAUGGUGCACUGUUUCCACCUUGCUGGUUUCCCAAAAGGCUUGAUAAAUUGCGUCACUGGGAAAGGUUCUGAAAUUGGCGAUUUUCUUACAAUGCAUCCCGGAGUCAACUGCAUAAGCUUUACGGGAGGAGAUACUGGUAUAGCCAUUUCAAAGAAGGCUGGAAUGGUCCCACUUCAGAUGGAGCUUGGAGGAAAAGAUGCUUGCAUUGUGUUAGAGGAUGCAGACCUGGAUUUAGUGGCAGCAAAUAUAGUAAAAGGAGGCUUCUCUUACAGUGGCCAGAGGUGUACUGCUGUAAAAGUCGUGCUGAUCAUGGAAUCUGUUGCUGAUAUCGUGGUAGAGAAGGUCAAGGCCAAGUUGGCAAAACUGACAGUUGGCCCACCUGAGGCUGAUUCUGAUAUCACCCCAGUUGUAACAGAAUCCUCAGCUAAUUUUAUUGAGGGUUUGGUCAUUGAUGCAAAGGAGAAAGGAGCAACCUUUUGUCAGGAGUAUAGGAGAGAAGGCAACCUUAUCUGGCCGUUGCUACUGGAUCACGUCCGGCCUGACAUGAGGAUUGCUUGGGAGGAGCCAUUUGGCCCUGUCUUGCCUGUGAUUAGGAUCAACUCGGUUGAGGAAGGCAUCCACCAUUGCAACGCCAGCAAUUUUGGGCUGCAGGGAUGUGUGUUCACCAAGGAUAUCAACAAAGCAAUCAUGAUCAGCGAUGCGAUGGAGACCGGAACCGUGCAGAUCAACUCUGCACCGGCUCGAGGACCUGACCAUUUCCCCUUCCAGGGCCUGAAGGACAGUGGAAUUGGAUCCCAGGGGAUAACUAACAGCAUAAACAUGAUGACCAAGGUGAAGAGCACCGUCAUAAACCUACCAUCUCCAUCCUACACCAUGGGCUGAGGUGGUCAUGUAGAUGAAUCAGAUUUCACACGAGUAAAAUGUAGAGAAUUCAAAUGUUUUUGUAACCACGUGACAUUUGUACGCUAUUUGCACUACAGUUCUCCCUGUAUGUUGUUGGCUCCUUUACAAUAAAGAAUAAAGCAUGUUGAAGUACGA